This is a messenger RNA of Mauremys reevesii (Reeves's turtle), 1034 nucleotides long. RefSeq lists its product as uncharacterized. NCBI's taxonomy places the organism in Eukaryota, Metazoa, Chordata, Testudines, Geoemydidae. Bases 72 to 1034 code for a protein of 320 amino acids. The transcript has 8 exons. The record is from RefSeq and is a predicted model, not a curated record.
CUCCCAGAUUGAUUCCCACAACUGAUCCUAAAGAUGGAAAAAGGCAGCUAAUACCACGAGAACAGGAAGGGAUGUCUGGGAGUCCGGUUAAAACAAUAGGAGGUGAGGUCAGAAAAUCAAAAGAGAGAACAGAAAUGUCUCAGAGCUCCGCUGUAACCUUAAAAAAAAUAUUCCCAGCAUCAGGAGAGAGGAAAAGCCCUGACUGGAAGAUGGAAGAACUUUCCAAAGGUAGAAAGACUCUGAAGGCCGACAUCAGGUCCAGUCAGGUAAAAAGAACAUCCUUGUUUCAUCUGAAGUUAAAAGGAGUCCAAAGCCAGCAACAGGAUCCCUUCUCUGGGCUGACUAAACAGAUUGAAGUGGUGAGCAGCAGCUUGACUGCCAGAGAUGAUCAGAUUGUCCUAACAACGGGAAGGAAUCAGAAAGCUUUAGUCAGCAUGGAACUUGCUACCAGAGAUAAUCCAAAGCAGCUGGAAAUCCACCUAGUGGAGAAAAUGCCAAGGCCAAUGUCCGUCCUGAGAGGCAGCAGCUGGAAUGAGAAGCUGGGGCAACUAGAGGCUUUGGAAAAGAAAAUGGAAGAGCAGUUGAAAGCGGAGAUCAAAAACAGUCUGGGGGCAACCGAGAUGCUAUUGGAUGAGAAGUUAGGAAGCGUCCAAACACAGUUAGAAGCCCGGCUACAAAAUCCCCUCUCGGGUCUGGAAACACAGAUUAAACAGCUGACUAAUCAGUUGUCCUCCACUGAUCAAAAAGUUUCCCAGGAAAUAGAAAAAAAGCUCCAACCUAUACACAGCAUGCAGUUUGCCAGCAGAGAUGACUUGAAGCAAUGGAAAGAUCUCCUAGAGAAGAAACUUUCGACUUCACAGCCCACUCUGGAAAUGAGUUAUUUGGAAGAGAAAUUAGAACAGCUAGAGAAAUCAGAAAAGAAAAUGGAAGAGCAGUUGAAAGCGGAGAUCAAAAACAGUCUGGGGGCAACCGAGAUGCUAUUGGAUGAGAAGUUAGGAAGCGUCCAAACACAGUUAGAAUUUCCCAGGAAAUAG